UCCUGAUGCAGAGAUGCUGCAGUGGCUCCAGCGCGCACACACAUAGCACCGUCGGCCGCUGCCGCCGCGCCAGGACAGCCAGUGGCUAAGGCCGGCAGGGCCGAGCAGCCCUGAGGCUGGCAGCAGGGUCUGCUCACCAGGCGCCCGCAGCACUGCCCCAACCAACACCCUUCCCGCACUCCAGGUGCCUCUCAGUCUCCAGUUGACACUUCUGGGAACUGGGCUGUGGUUCCUCUCCUCUGGACUCUGCCUCUGCCUGAAAAACACCCACCAUGGGGACACCCGCCAGAAAAAAGCCAUGCCUGCUGCUGCUGGUGCUGGCCACGGUGGCCCUGGUCUCCUCUCCAGGGUGGAGUUUUGCCCAGGGAACCCCAGCCACCUUUGGACCUGUCUUUGAAGAACAACCCGUUGGCCUGCUUUUCCCAGAGGAGUCCACAGAGGAUCAGGUGACACUGGCUUGCCGUGCCCGAGCUAACCCUCCAGCCACCUAUAGGUGGAAGAUGAAUGGCACUGAUAUGAACCUGGAACCCGGUUCCCGUCACCAGCUGAUGGGGGGCAACCUGGUCAUCAUGAGUCCUACCAAGGCACAGGAUGCCGGUGUCUACCAGUGCCUAGCCUCAAACCCAGUGGGCACUGUCGUCAGCAAGGAGGCAGUCCUCCGCUUCGGCUUUCUGCAGGAAUUCUCCAAGGAGGAGAGAGACCCUGUGAAAACCCCCGAGGGCUGGGGGGUGAUGCUGCCCUGUAAUCCACCUGCGCACUACCCAGGCUUGUCCUACCGCUGGCUCCUCAAUGAAUUCCCCAACUUCAUCCCAACGGAUGGGCGUCACUUUGUGUCUCAGACCACAGGAAACCUCUACAUCGCUCGGACCAAUGCCUCAGACCUGGGCAACUACUCUUGUCUAGCCACCAGCCACAUGGACUUCUCCACCAAGAGUGUCUUCAGCAAGUUUGCGCAGCUCAAUCUGGCUGCUGAAGAUCCCCGGCUCUUUGCUCCUAGCAUCAAAGCCCGGUUCCCCCUAGAGACCUAUGCACUGGUUGGGCAGCAGGUCACCCUGGAGUGCUUUGCCUUUGGGAACCCUGUUCCCAGGAUCAAGUGGCGCAAAGUGGAUGGUUCCUUGUCCCCUCAGUGGGCCACAGCAGAGCCCACCCUGCAGAUCCCCAGCGUAAGCUUUGAAGAUGAGGGCACCUAUGAAUGUGAGGUGGAGAACUCCAAGGGCCGUGACACCGUCCAGGGACGCAUCAUUGUGCAGGCUCAGCCUGAGUGGCUCAAGGUGAUCUCAGACACAGAAGCUGACAUUGGCUCCAACUUGCGUUGGGGCUGCGCAGCAGCAGGCAAACCCCGGCCCAUGGUACGCUGGCUGAGAAAUGGAGAGCCUCUGGCCUCCCAGAACCGGGUGGAGGUCUUGGCUGGGGACCUGCGAUUCUCUAAGCUGAGCCUGGAGGACUCUGGCAUGUACCAGUGUGUGGCAGAAAAUAAACAUGGCACCAUCUAUGCCAGUGCUGAGCUGGCUGUACAAGCUCUGGCCCCCGACUUCAGGCAGAACCCUGUGAGGCGGCUGAUCCCUGCAGCCCGAGGAGGAGAGAUCAGCAUCCCAUGCCAGCCUCGUGCAGCUCCAAAAGCUACUAUACUUUGGAGCAAGGGUACUGAGAUUUUGGGGAACAGUACCAGAGUGACAGUAACUUUGGAUGGUACCUUGAUUAUCAGAAACAUCAGUCGAUCGGAUGAAGGCAAAUAUACCUGCUUUGCUGAGAAUUUCAUGGGCAAAGCCAACAGUACUGGAAUCCUGUCUGUACGUGAUGCAACCAAGAUCACUCUAGCUCCUUCGAGUGCUGACAUCAAUGUGGGUGAUAACCUGACCCUACAGUGCCAUGCCUCCCAUGACCCCACUAUGGACCUCACAUUCACCUGGACCCUGGAUGAUUUCCCCAUUGACUUUGAUAAGUCUGGAGGUCACUACCGGAGGGCCAGUGUGAAAGAGACCAUUGGGGACCUGACUGUCGUGAAUGCCCAGCUACGCCAUGGAGGGAAGUACACGUGCAUGGCCCAGACAGUGGUGGAUGGUGCAUCCAAGGAAGCCACAGUCCUGGUCCGAGGUCCUCCAGGUCCCCCAGGAGGCUUGGUGGUGAGAGACAUUGGAGACACCACUGUUCAGCUUAGCUGGAGUCGUGGCUUUGACAAUCACAGCCCCAUUGCCAAGUACAUGGUGCAAGCUCGUACUCCACCCUCAGGGAAGUGGAAGCAGGUUCGAACCAAUCCUGUGAACAUUGAGGGCAAUGCCGAGACUGCCCAGGUGCUGGGCCUCAUGCCUUGGAUGGACUAUGAGUUUCGGGUUUCAGCCAGCAACAUCUUGGGCACUGGGGAGCCCAGCGGGCCCUCCAGCAGAAUCCGGACUAAGGAAGCAGUCCCAUCAGUGGCUCCAUCAGGACUCAGUGGAGGGGGCGGGGCCCCUGGAGAGCUCAUCAUCAACUGGACUCCCAUGUCACGGGAGUACCAGAAUGGAGAUGGCUUCGGCUACCUGCUGUCCUUCCGCAGGCAAGGCAGCUCCAGUUGGCAGACGGCCCGGGUGCCUGGUGCCGAUGCCCAGUACUUCGUCUACAGCAAUGACAGCAUCGAACCCUACACACCUUUUGAAGUCAAGAUCCGAAGCUACAAUCGCCAGGGGGAUGGGCCUGAGAGCCUCACUGCACUAGUACACUCAGCAGAGGAAGAGCCCAGGGUGGCCCCUGCCAAGGUCUGGGCCAAAGGGUCCACAUCCUCAGAGAUGAACGUGAGCUGGGAGCCUGUGCAACAAGACAUGAAUGGCAUUCUCCUGGGGUAUGAGAUUCGCUACUGGAAAGCAGGGGACAAAGAGGCAGCUGCUGACCGAGUGAGGACGGCAGGGCUAGACACUAGUGCCCAAGUCACCGGCCUGCACCCCAACACCAAGUACCAUGUAACUGUGAGGGCCUACAACCGGGCCGGCACUGGACCAGCCAGCCCUUCAGCUGAUGCUAUGACCAUGAAGCCCCCGCCACGGCGACCUCCCGGCAACAUCUCCUGGACUUUCUCAAGCUCCAGUCUCAGCCUUAAGUGGGACCCUGUGGUUCCUCUCCGAAAUGAAUCAACAGUCACCGGCUACAAGAUGCUGUACCAGAAUGACUUGAACCCAACUCCUACACUCCACCUCACCAGCAAGAACUGGAUAGAAAUCCCAGUACCCGAAGACAUUGGCCAUGCCCUGGUACAGAUCCGAACCACAGGGCCUGGAGGGGAUGGCAUCCCAGCAGAAGUCCACAUCGUGAGAAAUGGAGGCACAAGUAUGAUGGUGGAAAAUGCAGCAGUCCGCCCUGCCCAUCCUGGCCCCAUGUUCUCCUGCACGGUGAUACUGAUGCUCAUUGGCUGCCAGAAGCUCUGAUCUUAGCACUGCCUGCCACACCCAUGCUGGACACCCACUCUAACGGACACAGUGGCUGGCCACAGCCCCCCUUCAGCGCCAAGGUGGUCUAACACUAUGCCUGAGAGUGGUUGGCCUAGACACCAACUCCCAACAGUACCCUUUACGUAGGAGGUAGGAUAUUUCUAUUCUGCCACAGGAGAGAACCAUACAAGGAAUUUUUCUUUAAAUCAAGAGGCAUUGGGCAGUGACUUCCAUAACACUAGGCUCAAUGCCUGGACCCACUGGGGUACUGAAGAGAAGAAACAGGCCUUUGGACCAAAGGUAUUUAAUAUACAUCUUCAGAUCAAGCCUCUGGGGCCAUAUGUGGGCACUGCCAUCUGACAUCAGAGUGCCAGGCCCAGCAGGAACAUGGGCAGCAGUGGGCUGAAAAUAUGGGGUAUCAAUUUCCCUCUAUGAAGCAGAGGGACUUCUAGUCCUCGCUGGACAAGCAGCACAGCAUGGUCCUGGCAUGGUCUUCCACGGCUCUCUGGCAGUCCUACCUGCUCGGUAGUCAAGAACUAGGCUCCAGGCUAGUUGACUGGGGAUAGAGGCUCAAAAGGGUUGAGAGGCUAUGACACCUGAUGGAAAAAUAGGGCACCAGCCCAAGGCCCAUUCACCAUCCUGGUGGCACUGCCCUCUCAACCAGCACUGCCAACCCAAACCCUGUCACCCUCCAGAUGGAAUGACAGACUGACAGAGCCACUUCAGGUGGCUACGUGACUAAAGGGCUUGUUUUGAGGAGUUGUCUCACCCCAUCAAGAUGCCUCCUUCACGGCCCCCCAGGGUAUGGGAAGAUUCCAGCUGAGUGCCACUCCUCCCUUCAGCUCUGCUGCAGACCUAUGGCUGCCCCCACCUCCCAUAACUUCAGGCCUGGGAACCAGCCCUCAACACAGCAUCCAUUCUUUGACCUGGGAUGGAAGGGCCAGCAUCAAUGUGGCCAUGCCUGCUUCCAGGAAUACCUUCCAUUACCUGGCUAUGCCUGCUCCCCAAACUGCCUUGAGUCCCCAGAAGAAAAAAGGGGUUAAUAAAGGGGGCAGGCUACCUUGAAUUUGGGGUACAUUACCAGUGACAGACCAGACUGCCAGAGGUGAAAAAGCCUUAUAGCUUGACUUACCCACACCCUGCACUUAACAGAUGAGGAAAUGGAGGUCCAGAAAGGGUUGGGACUUCAUAGGGUCAUAUGGUCUGUAAGUGACAAGGCUUGGCCAAGCACCAGAGUCUCCUCUCCACCUGUGGGAGGCACUAUGGAGGAAGAAGGCAUGGUGCUGAGCAGUCACAGCCUGGUCACUAAAGAUGGCCUCUGGAGGAUGAGGCCUGUGCUUCAGGAGGUUCAGACUGGUGAGAAGAUCAGCAUGGGUGAGCCCAGUCCAAGGCACAGGUGGAUCCAGAGUCAUCAGCCUGAGGCAAGGCUCCUGCUAGGAACUCAGCAAGUGGUGCUGGCUGGAAGCCUCUCAGGCCCUCUCUUUUCUUCAAGAAAAGAGGCCAAGGCAAGGACAGAGUUCAGAGAGACCUGGACCUUGUGGCAGCACGAGCAGAAGACCCCAGUCUCCACUCCCUAGGCCUAUGAAAGCAGCAAGUAGAUGCCUCAAGAGGCACUUGUCCUGCUUUCUGUUCCAUGGCCUGUUUCUGUAGUUUACAGUUAGAGCUCUAUUUUGUUAUGGUUUUUUAAACUCUAAGCCCUGCUCUGUUUUCCUGGGCAGGUUUAUGUUAGUAUUUACCCACCACAGUUUUUAAAAGAUGUACACUUGCACACCUUCUCCCUCCUACCCCUAGCUAAGGACUGCUUCCCUGGAGCUGAUCAAGUCCCCCUUUCUCCUGCUCCCAGCACCUCACAUACAAAGGUGCUAGGGGCUCAGCCAUGUGAUCAUUCUCCAUCACAGGGACCCAUGAGUUGGUCUAGCAUCCCUCCCCAUCCCAUGCUGGCUGGAAUUUGGCUCGGGCCUAGACCCGGAAAACCCUAGCUAGCCCUAGAAAGGGGCAAAGGAAAGAAACCUUCCAAGGCUUCCAUAUUUCUCGCUGCCUUGCGCUGCAGGAGGGGUGCUGGAUAAGUGGGUAGGUAUCUAGUGGCUGGGCAGUGUGAGCUAGCUGGACUGGCACUGGACUAGGGAGGUGGGAGGCUACAGCCCCUAAGCUUUUCUUCUACCAAGGUCCAUGAAAAGCAGGUAAGCUGCUGGGAGACCCAAGAGGAGGAAAACCUUGGCCAUGUGCAGGUAGAAUUUGUUUGGGGGGGGGGUGGAGCUGGGCCAGCAGCUUGGGGCUUCAAAUAGAGUAUUAGCUAAGGUGUAAGGAGACCACAGGUGACUCAUCAACAUGUGAGCUUGUAAAUGGAAAAGCCUCUUGCUGAGGAAACUGGGACUUUAACUGGCUUGGUAGAGAGGGCUAGAUUAAAUGGCUUCUCAAGAGUCCCUCCCUGGCCCAGGGACCUCUUGACUUUUGUGCAGGCUGGGGAAGCUGGUGGACUGGCUCCUGCUAUGGUCCUGACAGAGAUUCCAUCCGUUUACACUAAACCAGAUGAGAUAAAAAGGACAGCCACAAACAAGUACUCUGCCUAGGCUAAGACAGAGCUGCCUGCAGAUAGCUCUUGAGGGACUGGGAAGUGCCCUCUGUUUUGUCCAUACAAGUGCCAGCACACUGAGCUCUCUGCUCAUUGCCAUCUGAUGGUGCAGAUGAGAGUGGUUUUGCAUCCAGUGCAGCAGGUAACCCUGGCAGUAGGGGAGCAGUGAGAUGGGAGAGGAAUGAGAGCCCUGACAAAGAACAGGGGAGAAUGAAGCCAAGAUCAGAAAAGCCUUAAGGAAGGGGCAAGGGGACUUCUUUUGAGUAACCUUUGAGGAAUUUCAAGACUUCUUGUGGAUGCUGGUUAAGUGAAGCCCACUUGAGGGAAUGGGGAGGUGCUGUCCAGAGUUGAGAUCUUAGAAUCAAAAUGCCUGCCACAGGAAAGCCUUAGAGGUACCAUCUGCUAUGGUCCCUGCAGCUUACAAAAGCCAUCAAUUCUGAACAAGCCACCACAGAACAGCCCUUAUAAACUAGUGCCUUUCCCAAAGCCAGCCUAGCCUGUACACUAGCCAAGAGCUCCAUGUGGCUAGUGAAGCUUUCCUCCGCUAUGCCUUUCCCAGCAACAGAGGCACCUUUUCUUUUCCUAGUGUCACAAGAGCCAAUGGGACUCCUGCAUGUCAGGAGUCCUCAUACCUGUUACUAGUUCAAGUAUGGUGUUUUAUCUUGCUAGCUGAGACCAAACACGGCCAGGGAAUCUCCAGAUGGAAUUAAGAGGAACCCUAAAGGACUUGAAGUUCACUGGAAACAGUGCUGGUAGCUGGGGGUGGGGUGUGCCUCUUGAACCUAUAUAUAUAUAUAUAAUAUGGUCACAGGCUUUGGGAAAGCAGGGCAUUAAAGAAAAACUGGAGAGGGCAAGAAAAAUGGGUCAAACAGCUUUGUUCAGAGCCCCAAGUAGCCUCAGAAGCCUAGGGUCCUUAGGUUCUUUAGAGGAGACUCAACCUGCCUUGGCACCAGAUACCUCCAACUUAGCCCCCAUUUCAGAGCCUGCAUAGCUCUGAGCUCAGGGCUUCACUGGACCACAGAUGACAGCUGUUCAAAUGCAGCUCCUCCUCCCCAGCCCACUGUUCGCUCUUGUUAUUUAUUGACUCUGGUAGCAAGCAGUUCUUAAAUAAAGAUGUUUUUUCAACCUGCCCAGGCAGCUGGCAGGAGCUGCGA
Psammomys obesus (fat sand rat) is the source of this 7124-nucleotide messenger RNA. It is a transcript of the gene Cntn2, whose product is annotated as contactin 2. Lineage: Eukaryota; Metazoa; Chordata; Mammalia; Rodentia; Muridae. The coding region runs from base 273 to 3395 and encodes 1040 amino acids. The record is from RefSeq and is a predicted model, not a curated record. Gene Ontology annotation, molecular function: protein binding. Gene Ontology annotation, biological process: cell-cell adhesion. The transcript has 23 exons.